UGUGGCCGCGCGUGCCCGGGGACCGCUGCGGCAGAGCGGGCGCCUCUAGCUGGGCGCUGCACCUGGGGAGCCCGCAGCCGCUGGCCCGGCAGUCUGCAGCUGGGCUGGCCAGGCACCCGCAGCCCGGGUGGUUUCACUUUUAGGGCCACAUAGGCGGCGCGGGCGUGCAGGGGAUUGGGGACAGUAACCCCGAAAGCCGGGCGGUGGCGUUUGCCUGGUUUGAAGAGUUGAGUACAACCAAGCUGGUAGCCAACCAUGGCUGAAGGAGGAUUUGAUCCCUGUGAAUGUAUCUGCUCUCAUGAACACGCUAUGAGAAGACUUAUCAAUCUGCUCCGGCAGUCCCAGUCCUACUGCACCGACACAGAAUGCCUUCGGGAAUUGCCAGGACCCUCCGGCGACAGUGGCAUCAGCAUCACUGUGAUCUUGAUGGCCUGGAUGGUGAUCGCCGUGCUCCUUUUCCUACUCAGGCCUUCUAACCUGAGAGGCUCCAGCCUUCCUGGAAAGCCCUCCAGUCCUCACAGUGGACAGGACCCGCCAGCCCCUCCUGUGGACUAACAUCCUGGUGUGGGAAGCAGUGAUUGACACCCUGCACGACCGAACGACUGAAGAUGACCAGGCACUAACUGUCUUCUCCUUUUCCAUCUGCCGUUUGGAUGGUAUUGUUUUCAUGAGCUUGUAGAAAUUUCACUUGCCAACUGCCUUUUGCUUCCUGUGUUGCCACAGUUCUUAUUUACAGUAUACCUGAGUAAAUGAUUUUAUUGAAAAGUUGAGGGCUGUGUUGGUUGGCCUGAGCUUAAACAUUCCACUCAUUCUCCCUGGAACCCUGACCGUAGGGUCUGUGGUGGUUUCUGGCCCAACUGAAGGAAAAUUAAGACUUCUGCAUUUAAGAUUCUAUUUUAAGUGGUUUUGAUAGACUUUAAUUCUUUUCAUAAAGUAUUUAUUUGGGGUUGUCUGGUAUGAGUGACAGAGCCACGCUGUAGUCACUUACUGUGGCGGUUUAUCUGUGGGUGGCAGUUUUCUGUAGUCCUUGACGGUGACGCUUCAGAACAUUUUCCUUACAAAGUCCAGCUGGCUUAUAUGGCUAGAAUAGGAAAAUCGAAUUGGUUGUUUACUGAUUUUUUUUUUAAAUUCCCGUUAAAGAUUUCUGAUGUUAAGAAUACUUUAAAUAAACAUGAUUGAUUAAUAUAGUGGUUGGCUUAGAAUCCAUUGUGUGUCAUUGAAAGCCACUGUAUGCUAGCCUUAUCGGCUCGUGGUAUUUGUCUGUCAGGUGGGUGCCUCUUCAGCAAGCUUCUCUUGCGUCCUAACACUUCCCUGUUCAGUGAAAUCGUCUUAUGUCUGUAUGUGGGGCUGACAUUUUAAUACCUAUGACUUAAUUUCAUUCCUUUUUUUUAAAUUAAAAAAAAAUGAGUCUUUUGUUGCCUUUCUGGCUUGUGAGGAGAAAAGCCUCUAAUCUGAGGUCUUGGUUUAUUCCAAGGGAAAGGAGGAAAAUGACAAACCAGAAUAUUUUGUCACCUCUCAGCUCAAUUCUGUUUAGUGUCACAGUGCAGAUUCGUUGGAGUUGGAAGGAGCAUUGGUAACUGAAAUGUUAAAAAUGUGUUUAACCAGUAAGAGGCUCAGAAGCAGUGAAUGCAAACUGCGUUCAAACAGGCCUGGACGGACGGCCUGAACUCUUCUAGGAGUCACAGCAGGCGAUUAGUCGGGACCAGAACAUAUCUUGUUAACUAGGUAAGGCUGACCCCUCCUCGGUCAGUCUAGGCUGUCACUGUACGGAGCUCAGAAAUGCUUUGUGUGGACUAAAUAAACUUCUACAACAUUGCACCACAGGCAGGCCUGGGACCCGCCCCAUUGUGUGCCAUUCUGCUUAUUCCCCCCAAGCACUGGUUAUCAAGAUCUGGCCCAUAAGCAUCGUUAAGGGCAUCUCUUUGUCCUGUAUGGUAAUCCUGGCUACUUAUGCUCUUCACUUGGCUUUGCGCUCCACACUUAAAAAAUAAUAUAACCACCUCUCAGCUACUUGUAUCUAUAAGGAGUGAUUAACCAGGUAAGUUAAUCCUGAACAAAUGAACAACACAGGGUGAAGGAUUUCUCUCUUGCUGUGGUCACCUAGAAGUCUUACCUGCUUCAUAGCCUGUAGCCAGUUUAACACAAAAGCCAGAUAUGGUAGCAGUCUUGAGACCAGACUAGGGCUACACAGUAAAUUUCAGAUCAGGUUGGGCUACAUGGGAAGACCUUGGCUUACAAAGGAAAAAAAAAUGGGGUGAGGGACUUAACCUGAGCAAAACUGGAAUGGCCUCAGGUAGAGCUGAAGCGCUGUAGCGUUCUUCUCUUGCCCUCAGCCUCUGGAGGCUGCACACGUCCCAGCAGUGCUUUCCAACUGCUGAUGGCUUCGCCCAGUCUGCUUCACUAGUAGUUAAGACUUUACUUUGGAUUAAAAUAAAAUGUCCAAGGCUGGAGAGAUGGCUCAGCGGUUAAGAGCUCUGGCUUUCUACCAGAGGACCCAGGCUCAGUUUCCAGCAACCACAUGGCAGCUCACAACUGUUUGUAACUCCAGUUUCAGGGGUUCUGACACCGUCACAUAGGCAUACAUGCAGGCAAAAGACCAAUGAGCAUAAAAUAAGAAUAAAUUAUUUUUUUAGUGAAGAAAAUGUGGGUACAGAACAUCUAGCAUUAGAGACCUGGAAGAGUAGAUUCUUACUCUAGGUAUUCAUUCCUACCACAUGCAGUUAUGUCUAAAUAUCAUAGCUUUUUCCUAUGUAAACCUUCUGUUAAGUUAGUAACACAGCCUCAGUUGUUUUUAGCCCAGUAAAGAUCUUAACUUUCUGACAUAGAAAUGGCAUUUGUACCAGAAGUAUGUAUGAUCACAGUUGUAUAGAAAAUCCGAUCCAGACUUUGUUGUUGUUGUUGAUUGGAGACAGAGUUUCUCUGUGUAGCUCUGGCCUCAAGCUCGGAGAUCACCUGCUUCUGCCUCCCUGGCUUAGGAGUAAAGGCGCGCGCCACCACCGUCUGGCCCAAUCCAGGCGUUUCAGUGCCUGUUAACAGUUGAAUUCCUCUGAGAAGUAUUUGGCCUUGUGUUUUACCUUUAGUCUUUGCUAUUUUUGUUUUCUUUGGUGAUUUAUUCUAUGUUCCUAAAGUGAUGAUAUCUUGCAUAGAAUAUCACUAUCAACCCAGCUAAUACUUUGUUACUCUCUUCUUUAAGCCGAGUCUAUUCCACAGCUUCAUUUGACUCGCAAGCCUUCACUUGAGCCAUAGCUACAGUUCUCUUAGAGCUCAAGAGAAGCUUACAGUCUUGACUUCGGGCCAUCCACGCCACCCAGAAAGUUCACCCGAUAGUCCCUUCCCUUCACGCUGUUUCAUACAAAAUCUAGUAGUUCUGUUUUUCUGUUUUCCAUAUGGGACAGGUUAACAUCGUGGCUGUUUAUAGCAAACAAUUUUACCAUGUAUCUAAACACUGUCCCACGCUUCAGAGCACAUACUUUACAAUGUACAGAGGCUCUCCAGAGUAGCCAUUGAGCAGCACUGCCCCAUGGUUUCAUUUAGCGUCUGUGAUAGCAUUUAUGGAAUUACCAAUAUCUUAGACUUUAAAGGGAUUGUGUAAGUCUGUCAUCCUAAAUGAAAGUUUGUCUCUCUCUCUCUCUGUGAUUUUGUACUUAAGUUUGACCACCUCACUUUAAAACACAAAACAGCUACUCGAAGAAGGAAAAUGACAAAUGGUUUAAAUUUUGUCGUUGCAAUAGAAGAUAGGGACAGUCUUACAUUUCUCAGUGAAGAAUCCUGUGUAUCAUUACUUGUCCCAUGAUUAUUUUGUUAAAGGAAAAGGGGUCAUAUGAUGUACUAUUUCUCAAUGUUUAAAUCAUGCCAAACAAAUCAGCCCAUGCCAUCUAGCCUUUGGUGUUAAUCUUUUACUGAGUUCUUGGAUUGGGGUUAAGGGCUUGUACUAUGCACUUUUUAUUAAUGAAUAAAUAGAAAAUGUUAGUAACA
This is a messenger RNA of Rattus rattus (black rat), 3975 nucleotides long. It is a transcript of the gene Smim14, whose product is annotated as small integral membrane protein 14. The coding region runs from base 256 to 555 and encodes 99 amino acids. The record is from RefSeq and is a predicted model, not a curated record. NCBI's taxonomy places the organism in Eukaryota, Metazoa, Chordata, Mammalia, Rodentia, Muridae. The transcript has 5 exons. Gene Ontology annotation, cellular component: endoplasmic reticulum.